GCUGGCGGUCGCGCGCACUCUCCUCGGCUCGCUCCAUCAUUCAUGUUCCGGGGCUGGCGCCGUGUCGCGGCACACCCGGGCUCUACGCGCCAUUCAGAUUCCCGCGGCGUGCUUCAGGACGGAGCUUAUGCGCUAUGCAUCUUCCCGGGCCGGCGGAUGGGGUUGUAGGCUUUUUUUGGUCGCUUCUUUUCCCCGAAGACAGCCGCAUCUCUGGAAAGGGAAAGGGAAAGGAAUAAUGGUGACUCUAGGACAGUGUGUGCAGUAACACUACAGCACAGGCGGAGUGGCUAAUUCAGCGAGGGUUUUAAGGGCUCUGUAGCGACAAGGCGCAGCUGACCGGCACAGAAGAGAAGGCGCAAGGCUUCAUUCGACGGCCAAGCUUCAGAAGAGAGUCCGCGGAUGAGUGGCGAGCAAACAGGCCUUAAGGCGGCUGCAUCUGGCGACACCCGCGGCGCAGAACGUGCCACGCCAGAGCUGAAGCCCAGGCGAGGGAGGACAGGCCAGCGCAGGUCGCGACGCUGAGAAGGAAACCGGACUUUCACGGAGGUCGCUGCCUCGUCGUUCGAAGAUUUCAGACCAAGAGGUGAUGGUUGCCAUCCCGAGGCCAGCAGCCGGUUACCAUUGGGGCACAGCAGCGAAGCAUCAGUUAAGUGGCACCGGCUGGCCCCUUGCUGCCAUGGCACCUUUUUAAGCUCGUGGAAGUGCCCGCAUGAAGGAAGAGCACUCGAUGAUCUAGUGUAUAGACCUUGCGAACGCUGCAUUCCCACACUCGUGCCAGGAUGACGGAGGCCUGGCAACAGCAUGCAGUGGCGACGCCCCCGGUGGUCCACGCUAUUCCUCCGGGUGCCGAGAACGCACUCGGGUGUGCGGUUUACGGAAUCGUCCUGCAGCCCGAUCCGGCACUCCAGCAGCAGGCGGCGCAGCAGGCGGCACAGCAGCAGCAGCAGUCCCAUGCCGGUGGCGCUCAGGGGCAGCAAGCGGCCUUGCAGGUCGGGGAGGGCAGCCACAAGUGCGGAGCCUGCGGCCACGACAUCUCCCACCUCGCCAAUCCGCACGAGCAUCAGUGCAUGGUGAACCAGGACCGCUCCUUCCAGUGUACCCAGUGCCUCAAGAUCUUUCACCAAGCCACCGACCUGCUGGAGCACCAGUGCGUGCAAGUGGAGCAGAAGCCCUUCGUCUGCGGAGUCUGCAAGAUGGGCUUCUCCCUCCUGACGUCCCUGGCGCAGCACCACAACGCCCACAGCAGCGGAAACCCCAUGAAGUGCUCCAUCUGCGAGAAGACCUACAGACCCAGCUCGGCGGGCGCGGGCAACACCACCCCUACCUCCUCCGCCAGCAAUCCGCAGCAGCCUUCGGCGGAGUUCGAAGCUUCGUCCCCGGACCGGCCCUACAAGUGCUCCAUCUGCCAGAAGGGCUUCCGCCACCUGUCAGAGCUGUCCCGCCACGAGCGGGUGCACACCGGGGAGAAGCCCUACAAGUGCGACGCCUGCGACAAAAGCUUCAGCCAGUCGUCUCACUUGGCGCACCACCAGAGGACCCACAGCGCCGAGCGGCCCUACAAGUGCGCCGCCUGCGAGAAGAGCUUCAAGCACCGCUCCCACCUGGUGCGCCACAUGUACGCCCACUCGGGCGAGCACCUCUUCAAAUGCAACCUCUGCGAGAUGCACUUUAAGGAGUCGUCGGAGCUCCUGCACCACCAGUGCACCCCGGCCGGGGAGCGGCCCUUCCGCUGCACCACCUGCGGCAAGGGCUUCAAGCGGCCCUCGGACCUGCGCCAGCACGAGCGCACCCACUCGGAGGAGCGGCCCUUCCAGUGCGAGGAGUGCCAGAUGAGCUUCAAGCAGCAGUACGCCCUGGUGCGCCACCGCCGCACCCACAAGACGCACGACCGGCCCUUCAAGUGCAACCUCUGCGACAAGGGCUUCAUGCAGCCGUCCCACCUGCUCUACCACCAGCACGUGCACGGCAUCGAGAGCCUCUUCAAGUGCGCCUCCUGCCAGAAAGGCUUCAGCCAGUCGGGCGACCUGCUGCGGCACAAGUGCGGAGGGUGGCGGCGGCCGCCCGCGGCGGUGGGCGUCGACCGGCCCUACAAGUGCGACGUCUGCGGCAAGGCCUACAAGAAGUCGUCGACGCUGCAGCGGCACCAGAGCUCCCACUGCGCCGAGAAGCCCCUCAAGUGCACGCUGUGCGACCGCUUCCUCUCCUCCUCGGAGUUCGUCCAGCACCGCUGCGACCCCGCCCGCGAGAAGCCGCUCAAAUGCCCGGACUGCGAGAAGCGAUUCAAGUACGCCUCGGACCUGCAGCGCCACCGGCGGGUCCACACCGGCGAGAAGCCCUUCAAGUGUCCCAGCUGCGACAAGGGCUUCAAGCAGCGCGAGCACCUGGCCAAGCACCAGAGCGUCCACGCGCGCGAGACCCAGUUCAAGUGUGUGUGGUGCGGCGAGCGCGGGGACUUGGGGGCGCUGCAGGAGCACAGCGUACAACACACGGCCGAGGGCGGGGGCUACUCGGUGCCACCCUGCAUACAGUGAGUGGCUUUCUCCGCUUGUUGCCUCCCAUGGACUUGCCCGCCUGCCCGGCCCGGGGGUACACGUAUAUACACACACACACACACACAAACACACACGAGGGGGCGACGGUGGACUCCAAAGGGACACCUCAUUGACCUGACGGACUGACCAAAGCGUGCCAGGUGACAGCCGGGACUUUUGGAUGGACCCCUUGUGAGCGCUGGGUCCUGCACGGCCGGAGGGCAGAGGUGCCCAGAAAGCCCCAGUGUGUCAAAUGCCGGCGCAGGACCCAAGCUGCAAUCUGCUCCCGCACCCCCUCAUUAACGUUUUCACGUUGCCUCCACAUAUCUGCUCCGAGGAGCGCGCAGCUGGCAAACUCAUUUCCUGUUCUGUUCCUGGAUGGUGCCCACUGCUGCCCGAGCAUCGGAGAGGCAGUACAGAGAUGGGUCACGAGGGCAGGACUGGCAUCCCUCUGGCCUUUGUUGUCCAUGUACAGAGUGCCCGCCGUAGACGCCCACACGUUUAGACGUCGUCUUCGUAGAGCAUGCACACCUUUGUCUUUGAUGCCCCGUGUAAGUGGUUCUCCGUAGCCAUUGCCAGAGAAUGUUGUACCCCUUUGAGUUGUUUCAGCCGUAGUAUGUGACGAGAUGUUAGCGCCACCCGUGUUGCGAUGGAUGUACAUUCAACUAAAUGAUCUCUAUGUAGCAUUUCAUAUUCAUAGCACUAACAAAUAAACCUUUUUCAAGAA
Molecule: messenger RNA, 3258 nt
Organism: Polypterus senegalus (gray bichir)
Lineage: Eukaryota; Metazoa; Chordata; Cladistia; Polypteriformes; Polypteridae
Gene: znf319b
Product: zinc finger protein 319b
Exons: 3
Coding region: 780-2531 (583 amino acids)
Source: RefSeq, a predicted model, not a curated record